This is a messenger RNA of Porites lobata, 511 nucleotides long. NCBI's taxonomy places the organism in Eukaryota, Metazoa, Cnidaria, Anthozoa, Scleractinia, Poritidae. The record is from the annotation of a GenBank genome assembly.
AUGGUGUUAUUUGUACUUUGUGAUAUUGUUUCUGAGGGGAAAACCACCUUACCACCAGAUCCAACCUGCACAGAACUACCUCACUGUUGGUCAAAUGCCAAAGGUAAACAAAACUUACAUGUAGCUUGCAUGUUAGACUUAUUUCAUCUAUAAAGUAAAAGUAGUUUAUUUACCUAAUAGUUUCCUAAAUUAGAAAGAGCUGAAUACUUUUAAGUCAAAUUUCUUCCUUUAGGUACCUCUGUUGAUCCAGUGGCCAUUGAACAAAUCCAUUUUUAUAGAUCAAGAUUUGGUGAGCAGCCUCCCGCAAAGAAAUUUAGAGCAACCCCUUCAGUCUCAGAGCAAUUUUUUGGAGUUACUAGCAGUGAUGUAAGUGAAGAGACUCGAAAACAAAUGAAGCAGAACUUGAAAAUGGAGAUACUUGCAGCCAACAAUGACAAGUUCAUGCCACCUGUUUAUUACCUACUAAAAAGCUAGUUCAUGGAAUCUUGAUGUGCAUUUGUGGAAACCUAGG